GACGUUUUUGCAUGACAGGUUUCUCAAUUAAGUAUAUUUGCACAUUGUUCAAAUUGAAAUAAACUCUUCAUACAUUCAACGAAUUUUUUUUUUUCAAAAAGUUGGCGUGAUGGAUUCAAAUUUUCCGGAUAACACUAAAAUGGAAACAACAGAUGAAUGGGGAAUGCAUAACGGUAAUGCACAUGUUGAUGGUGAAUUGAUGCACGUUUAUAUGGAUAUUAAGUCGCCGAUUGUAGCUUUAAAGGUUAUAUUGGAAGGAAAAACCGAAAAACCCAUAAUCAACUACGAAAUUUGGCUUCAAAAUGUUGAAAAAAUUGAGCCAUCCACAACACUUGUCGAUCAGUGCGAAAAUGGCGAAGGUUUGGUACAAGUAAUUGUCGAAAUUUUGCAUGACAUCAAACGCAUAAAUAUAGCCGAUGUUGUCAAGCCAACAGAAGAAGUGGUAAAUGCGGCAGCAGACUCAGACAUUGCUAUGGAUGACAAUGAAGCGAAUAGCAGCCAUUCGUCAGCUGGGAUCGAUCAAUUGAAUUCAUUUGGUGAUGCGACACGCAAAGAGCCUGUCAUUUUAAAAAGAAAACAUAUGGAAUUAGACGAGGAAAGUGUAUUGCCGUCGGGUCAAGGCAAUCGCACCGGAAACAAUGGUCAGAUUCAAUUAUGGCAAUUUUUAUUGGACAUUCUAACUGAUAAGCGUCAUCAAAGUAUUAUUCAGUGGAUUGAAGGCAGUCCACAAUUCCAUUUUAUUGACCCAGAAGAAGUGGCAAAAUUGUGGGGUCAGCGUAAAAAUAAGCCGGCAAUGAACUACGAUAAACUGUCGCGAGCUCUACGCUAUUACUAUGGUGGCAGCAUGCUUGAGAAAGUCGCCGGCAAACGGUAUACAUAUCAAUUCGUGUAUCCGCUGAAAGAACUGAUGGGAAAAAACGCACAAGAGCUGGCAGACUUUGCAAAAGGCGUCCCAAGGCAGCCGAAGCCGAGACGAAUCACGACAACAUCACCUUGUCACUUGGCUCAGGAUAAAGCGGCUUUUAUCAAAACUCCAGUCUUCGACUCGAAACCAAAUUGAACUCUUCGAUCUAAGCAAACGUAGACUAAAAAAUAUUGUGCAAUGGUUUGUUUCAUAAUAAAAAUGAAAAACAGCAA
Contarinia nasturtii (swede midge) is the source of this 1137-nucleotide messenger RNA. Its product is annotated as DNA-binding protein Ets97D-like. The coding region runs from base 110 to 1060 and encodes 316 amino acids. The record is from RefSeq and is a predicted model, not a curated record. Gene Ontology annotation, molecular function: DNA-binding transcription factor activity, RNA polymerase II-specific; sequence-specific DNA binding. Gene Ontology annotation, biological process: regulation of transcription by RNA polymerase II; cell differentiation. Lineage: Eukaryota; Metazoa; Arthropoda; Insecta; Diptera; Cecidomyiidae. The transcript has 4 exons. Gene Ontology annotation, cellular component: nucleus.